CACAGACUAAAAUAGGAAUAGGAAGUUCUGACAUUUUGUGCGUCCAUGUACGUCCCCUUUUUAACUUCUGUGUCGACUGAUUGUUUUCAUCGUGAUCAGCUCGUGAAAUGCUGUUUCAUUGAGAGGAACAAGUGACCGCUUUAUUGGAGGAUCGAAUACAUCAUACUUUUAAACUACUAAGCUAACGAUGGCCGCGGCCGGUGGUGCUGGAGGGGGCCGAAACUUCAAUUUCAAAGUUGUUUUGUUAGGGGAGGGUUGUGUAGGUAAAACCUCCCUUGUGCUCAGAUACGUGGAAAACAAGUUCAAUGACAAGCACAUCACUACAUUACAGGAUACAGCUGGUCAGGAAAGGUUCCAUGCACUUGGGCCUAUAUACUACAGAGACAGCAAUGGUGCCAUUCUAGUUUAUGACAUAACAGAUGAAGAUUCUUUUCAAAAGGUCAAGAACUGGGUUAAAGAGUUGAGAAGAAUGUUGGGUCAGGAAGUGUGUUUGUGUAUAGCUGGAAACAAGACAGACUUGGAGAAAAGUCGACAUGUCACCGUUGAAGAAGCAGAAGCGUAUGCUGCCUCGGUUGGAGCAAAACAUUUUCACACAUCAGCAAAGUUGAACAGGGGCAUAGAAGAGUUGUUUUUAGACUUGAGCAAAAGCAUGAUUGAGAAAGCGGAGACAACAAGCACGUUGAAAGGAGGAAGACCUGGGAGCACCAACAGAAAGAGUGCGGUCUUAGUGGUGGACGAUUCCACGGAGCAACCUCCACAGAAGUCAGGCUGCUGCGGCUAGAUCAUUUUACACGCUACACCACAGUCCACGGUUGUCACUGUCAUUGUCUGGCCUUACUAUUUAUAAUCAUAUGUGUGUGAAGGAUCAUGCUGCAAUGUGAUAAUGAGUGAGAAGAUGAUGAAGUCUUUAUUUUUACAACUGAGAAAAGGGAGGAACAUUUCCAAUAGCUCUGGGUGGAUGGUCGGACAGGUCUUCAGCCUAUUUUUUUAUUUUUUAUUUUCUCUAACUUUCAGGGAGAAUUUCAAUGUUCAAAGAUAAAUCAUUCUUGGUUGUAAUUAAGACUGAAAAAGAACCUGGUGUACUAUAAGGACUAAAUGUUAAAAAGGGAGUCUUUCUAUUAAUAAUAAAUGUGUUUUGGAAGUACAGCUAAAAUACUCCUUAUUGCGAGUUUGACAGUAGGAGGAGGGGCUGUUCCGUCUUCUCUGAUGAUAGUGUUUGUACUGAAUCGGUCGUCAUCUCGUGUCCUGUGAUGAUAAUGUGUGUGUGGCUGAUUGAGCCGCUGCAUGCCGGAAAGUGCUGGUUGCUGUGGGGGGAGGAAUGAAUAUUCUGCACUCUCACAUCACUUCUGAUGCUGCGUAUAUAUGCCUUUGUUGCUUCUUCUUUUUCUUUCAUCCUGAGAUUUGUUUUGAGUUCCUGUUUCCAUUAGCACUGAUAUUUGGUUGUCUGUUCCCAGGUUGUUAAAUUGAUCUCAGAUGAAGUCGUUUCUGUCUUGUAGGAUUUUGGGUCUUAGUUUUGCCUCUUUUUUUUCCUUUUUGUAUUCUUCAAAUCUUGAUGGAUUGGUCUAUUGGUAUUUUCCCAUCCCCAUGGUCCAGUAUACAGUACCCUAGGAACUCCUGAUGUUGCCAAUAUCCGUGCUGUUAAAUCUUUUCUGGCCAUGUUUUUAAAAAACUGAACCUAAGACAUCUCCCGUGUAAGCUGUUGAGCUUUUUCUCCCGAUGUGGAUAGGCAUUUGUGGGCAAAGUCACAGGUUUUAUAAACAUCAAUGAUAUUAACAUUAGUCUGUACAGAAAGCAACCAUUUAGUUGUGUACUGGAAUGUCAGUUUUGAAAAAUGAGCCCGGCUUGUUGUGUGUGGGUACUUAAGAUUUGUUUGUAUUUCAAAUCUCUGAUUGGAAUAACAUACCUUUUCCAACCAUUUUUUCCCUCUCUGAGAUAUGUCUGAUACUUGUACUCUACAGACUGAUUACCUGACCCUCUCUUUUGUCUUGGAAACAACAGUUCCUAAUGAAUGGCAUAAUAAACCCGUACCACAGCAUGACUUGAAAUUGUUAAAAGUUCAGAUGUACAGUAUUUUGUCUAUAACCUGAAACUUGAAAUGUUCUCUGAAUUAAUAACCACUCUUUACAGAGGCACUGACUUGAUAAAAAUUCUUUUUUUUUCAUUUAUUGUACUUUGAGUCUUAAAUUUUGUAUUUGCACAUCGAAGCUUUGACCUCUGUUUUGGGUUUCACAGGGUUUGUUGGUUAAUUUCUACUGAUCUUUUUGUUUGGAACAUGGACUGUAUUUGUCUUGAAAUGAAGAAAGCCUUUAAAAAAGGUUUUAAGUGACUUUCAUUAACGUCUUUAGCAUGCUUAUUAAUGUUUGUAUCGCAAUUUAUUUUCAGAUGUGUUUUGGAUUUUCUGUUUCGCAAAAUUUCCUUGCCAUGUUCAAACCCAAAAAGUUACCUGCAUUUAAAACAAAGGAAACUAGUUUUGUUCCGAAACAGGAUUGUUUAGAAAUAUGAAUUGAAGCGUGCUGUGGCAGGUCAUUACUUUCCUUUCAGCCAUGCUUGCUUUAACUCUUUGAAGAUGCGUCAGCGGGGGGGGGGGGGAACCUACCAUUGUCGUCGUGUCAGCGGAUAAUCCCCUGACAAUUUUGAACGCGUUAAUUUGCUAAACUAGUGAUCUAAGGUGGCAACCCUAUAUCAUUGAAAGGCUUGUCCAAAGCCGUAAAAUUUGGUUGAUUCCCUCUAUUUGCUUUCGAAUUAGGAUAGCUUUGCGUGGCGUUUGUUUUAGGCCCAUUGUUUCGCACAAAAUGUCGCAGUUUUUAUCAAAAUUAGCGAGCUCCAGGCGACGUGGUUUGAUGGGGACCGAAGAAGUUUUGGGGUUGUUUAUGGAUGUUGGCAGUGAUGAGGAGUUAGAUUUAGAGUUAAAAGAAGAACGUUAAGAUGAUUAUGAUGAUGAAUCUGUACCAUUGGUUGGUAGAUCUACCUGACCCCAAGUCUUGUCCAAAAAAUGUUUCUUUUGAGGGCAACUAUACUGAUCUUGCAACCUUGAUCAAGGUAAGACUGGCAUUGUGAAUGUAUGAUUGAUUGGUACUGGAGAAAAAUAGAGAAAUUCCUCUUUUUAGUGGUGUAAGUGUGAUUUUUGUACUGUUGAUAGGAAAAAAAUGGUGACCUGGUAAAAAAAAGGGCAAAAGUAUCGAGAAAGGGAAAGUGGGUGCGUCUUCAAAGAGUUAAAAACAAGCUGCAGAUUUGUCAGGCGGGGAUCUCUGCUACUUGUAAGGGGCAGGUUUUCUUUUUAGCUCUGUUUUUGUCUCAGCAUUUUUUUUGUCAUUCUCUUUUUGUUUUUGUUGUGUAUUUCAUUUGUUUUUAUUUUUUUCUCAAGUUGUUCCUGCUUUCCUUUUUGCUUCAAAUUGCUCAUUGGUAUGGAAUGUUUUGUGUUUACUUCGUAUUUGUGCUGUGUUUUGAUGAAGGGUUAAAGUGACUGAGUUUUUUUUUAGCUCAGAGCUAUAAAUCUGAAAAGUAUGCUAUUUGGAGAUCAAAGAGGUUUUUGGAUUUUUUUUUCUUGGGUGGUUGUCUAAUGUUGAAAUUUUCGUUGUUGUUUUUUUCUAAAACCAAGAUACAUUUUUUAAAAACUCAUGGUUAAGAAUAUGAUUCUGGUACAUGUCAUUCCUCAAGCUGAGAAUGAGUUGUGUUUUUUUUGGUGUAUGAAUUUGGAGAGAAUGCCAUAACUCUUGAAGUAUUUUCUAUUGUCUUACACCAAGGUGAUCUUUUUUCCAGGGGCCUUAGCAUGUCCAUGGAAAAGGCUCAGGUUCUUUAUGCCUGUGGUCUAAUGGUAGAUGAGUUUGGGCUCUUUGCCUUUUGAAUUUAAACAUAAAAUGUUCGUAGGUCCCGUGUACUUAUUGUAUUUUACAGACUAUAGGGAUUGAAAGUCAAAGGUUGGCUUCACACAAUGAAAUUUUUUAAUAAUCGUCUCUUAAAAUGGAAGAAAUACAUGUAAUUAAAGGAUUUUGAAGACAACUGAAAACUACCAGAGACUGAAAUUCAGCGGACCCCGUGUUUUAGUAUUUGCAAAUCGUCUUUAGGCUGUGUGAAUAUUAAAGUUAACCGAGGACGCUUUUAUACGUUCUGAUAUAUCUUGGUUAUUAUUUUAGAUAAAUGUGAAAUGAGGGAACUUUUUGUAGUCAUUCCCGAGGUAUGCAAGAGGUGCUGUUUGUUGUUUGCUUACUGCAAUGAUUGUCUGUGUGAAAACCAAGUUCACAAGUUAUUAUCUGUUGCCUUGAAUCCUACUGUGUUGUUUGUGAUGUUGUAGUAUUGUACAGAUGUAUGCAUCCGAAUUAUUGCAGAAUUCCCUUAGAACAGAAUAAAUGAAUGAAUGUGUAUGCAUUGAUUUGUGAUUGGAUAAUUUCAUUUCACUGGCUUGGAGUAUAUCUGGUGUGUGUGUGAGUGUGUGUAAGUGUGUACACACAUUGUAUUCUGCCCUUUCAUAACACUUUUUGGUUUAUUUAUUUUGUUUAGGAUUUUUAUUAUAUAUUUUGAAAAUAUAGCUGUAUCUGAUAAGCUUAAGAAAUGUAAAAUCAUCCACUAAAGCUUGGUUUAUAUAUAUUAAGUUUCGUGAUAUUCUAAAAGAGGAAAAGAUUGAUGGUAGACCCAUAAACUCACAUCAAUAUGAAUAAUAGCCCUGCCCUAUUCAGAAAUAAAUGCGGAAUCACUUGGAUUUUGCUUCCUUCUUUUGUGCAUUUUUAAAGCCAUUUCUUUUUUUUUCCAUGAAUACCAGAGCUUCACUGCCAUCCUGAGUCAGAGCAUUUGUGCUUUUUACCUGUGAGUCAAAAGCUUUUAUGUAUGAAUUUUCUCCAGAAACCUGCACUUUUCUUUGAAUGUGAUCAUAAUUUUGAAUAAGCUGACUUAAAAGAAUCUUGCUUCUGAAUAUCAACCCUGUUUGUUAUGAUGGAUGCAGCACCCUCUUUUUCUGUACAGUAUGUCCAUGAAGUUUUGGUGAGUUUGUUAGAAAACUGGGAUUGACUGAUGAUUAUUCCUCAAUAUUACAGGUGAUACUUUCAAAGUAGUUUGUUAAUGGGAGAGAUGAGGGAAAUGUGUGUUGUUUGUGGCACAUUUUAUAAGAAAAAGAAAUUUUGGUUUUUGCAGGCAGCUUUCUUAGUUUUGUGACUAUUAAUUUGGACUAUCAGCAUCUAUGGAUGAGUAUUUUAUUUUGAUGCAAAUAUUUUUUAGGAUGACAAAACAGCUGAAAAAUGAAUUGUUCAACACUUGUAGAUUUUACUUUUUUUUAAAAAGAUGAGUAAAUAUGACAGCUAAGCAGGUAUAAAAAUGUGUUGUAUUAUUUACUAUAUGCAUCUUGUGGCCUUACCUUUUUCUGGGAGUGACAGAUAAUUUGCUACUGAAAGUACGUCAGUUUGUCAAAAAAUUGUUUCACAAAUGCUGUGCCUCUUCAUAAUCAUAUUGGCAUUUACUGGCACCUCUGGUGUAAUGACUCUAAGGCUCCUCCUUUCCAUUACAAUCAGACUACGUGAAUUCGAUUUUUGUUGGGGAAGGGGGGGGGGGGUUAGAGGUUUAUUUGGAUACAUACAUCUGUCCGUCUUCUGGAAUGAUAUAUCGUGUUACACGCAGGUUAGCCCACUAAUGGGUAGGGUCGAAGGGUCUCGCCUCGUGGAUAAUCCAAAUUGUGACUAUCUGGGUGAAAUACAUGUGCAUUAAUAGUCAUUUGUUUGUGUUUGGUAUCACGUAAGCCUGCCUGUGGCGAGGACAUACACUUUGCUGGCUGCUCAAUUUCUCCAUGUUUUUUGAGAGAUGACCAUGCAACUUGUGAGUGACCAGGUGGUGAGGGGAAUACAGCUGCCCUUUGCCGCCGAUUUCUGAAACUUAAAAGACCCCAGCUCAAAGCCACCAGCGAAUGUGUAGACUGUUGAAAUUAUGCUUUGUGUGCAGGGCUUUUCUUUUAAAGCAAAGGAUGUUUUUUUUAACUAUGUACUCUAAAGAGUGAGUAAGGUUAACCAGCAACGUGGGUCAUGUCAUGGUUUGUCAUGAGUUUGCAAGGUUUGUCAUGAGUUUGCAAGGUUUGUCAUGAGUUUGCAUUUGUUGUAAGUUAGGGGUGUUUUGAUUUCGAAUUUAUAAAAAAAUCAUUACAGUCAGUAUGGCAUGUUUUGAAACUGUAUUUUUCUCAAAACAAUGGUUUCUGUCCCUCUUUACCUUAUGUAUUGUGCGUGUUUGUGAUGUAAAUGUGCUGCUUUAUUCUCAGUCCAACAGGCUCCAGAAAUUUUACUUGUGUUUAAAUGGCACCCAUAGUGUAUGUUUUUCUGGUAAUAAUAUAUGUAGUAUCCUUUCAUAUCUUAUUUCCUUUUUUGUGUGUGUUUCUUUGUGUGUUGGCUGAAUUUGUUUGUUUGUUUGUUUGUUUUUUCUUAAUGAUUGAUUUUGAUUUAUUUCUUUUAAUUAUAAACUGAACACAAGGGAAUUUGUGUGUGUCUGGGUCACUUGUACCAGUGACCAUUUUGUUCCUGAAAAAAUCUUUCAAUUCCAGAUUCUCAUGCUAUUGAUAUGACAAAAACAGCAAUUUCAUUCACUGUUUUGAAACAUUUUUUUAAAAGCUUAAUGUACGUUUAUAUUAUGUAUGCAUGUUGACUUCUGUGUAUAUAUUAUCUUCCUUUUUGGACUGGCUGAGCAGAAUGGUUCUGGAGUAGUUGUGGUGUUCUUGGGUGUGUACUUGAUGAAAUAAUUAUUGCUCGUUUAUUAAAAGAAUUUGAAGAGAAAAACGGUAACUUUAAUGUAGAAAUUAUUUGUUUCAUGCCACUGCAAACAAAAUAACAACCUUGAGACAUUAA
Molecule: messenger RNA, 6812 nt
Organism: Aplysia californica (California sea hare)
Lineage: Eukaryota; Metazoa; Mollusca; Gastropoda; Aplysiida; Aplysiidae
Product: ras-related protein Rab-21
Biological process (GO): Rab protein signal transduction
Molecular function (GO): GTPase activity; GTP binding
Source: RefSeq, a predicted model, not a curated record